UCCCGGCGGCCCAAUGAGCGGCUGCGGCUUCUCCCGGCGCCAAUCCCGGGCAGCUCCCGCGCCGCCCCGCCCUUCCCGCCGCCCCGCCCGGCCGAGCUGCGCCGCCAGCCGCGGAGAGCCGCGCUGGGCGCUCCCGCCCGCCGCCCGCCCCGGCGAGCGCCUCCUGCGGAAAGUAGGUCGGUGAAAUCACGCAGAAAUGGAGAGCUGCCCCGCGCCGGCGAGCGGGAGGGUCACUGCCAGGGAAGCGAGGAGCCGCGCUGACAGUUCCCUGCUGCGGUCGCUGAGAGGGGCGGCAGUCGCGUCCGUGCCGCUCGGAAUCGCGCUGAUUUAGAGCAACGAGAGGAACCUCCACGCCCCAGAAAGGUGAAGUAAUAAAUACUCUGAAGGAAAGGAAGAGAGAUUGGAAAAAAAUUAGGCCUGACGGUACUCCACGGUAAAAAACAGACUGAAAGGGAUAUGGAAGUGGGCUGUGAGAUCUGCCAUGCCUCUCCUGAACGUGACAUUGGUCCCACAAAAACAACUGCACCGAGUCCACAGGAGCCAUAGAUUUUGCAAGCUUAGUGUGGCAAGUCGUUUGAGAGACCAACUAACUUUGUAUUGAUUUCUGAAGAAAGCUGAAGAAAAAGAAGAAGAAGGUAAGUGCAGAAAGAUGAAGAAACAUAGGGAUCUACAUGCAAAAAUAUGGAAAUGAAACACUACCUGCAACCUUUACAGAGUGCCUGGAAAGAACUGGAAUGUGGUAUUUGAAACUAUGUGACAUGCUCUCUGUCCUCCCAGGGGUGCACAACAGAGUACAUUUUAAUUUUUUCUUUUUUUGUGAUGGAUAUUGUAUAUACUGAUUUAGUCAGAAAUGCAAAUUGAAAUUAUGCCAUCCAUACAGAAUAACUCUGUCCUACCCCUUCAGGGAGACCCAGGACGUACAUGCUGUUGGAUGCCAUUUCCUAAGAUAUCUAAAGUAAUUCCAGCCCUUUGUUCUGAGUGGAGGGAAGUUGGAUGCUGAAAGUUUUCCUGGGACAAUAUGCUGCAGGCCCAGCUAUGCACCCAGACUGUGCAGCCUCUCUUACUCUUUUAGUUUCUGAGGAGUAUGGCCAAGACCUAAGCACAAAAUCAGUCAUUUUGGGCUACAGAUUAAUGCAUUUCUUGGGUUACAGACUCAGCACACACUGAGGAAGGGAUAAAUCAUUGAUGUUGAGUUGUAGUAAUUACAAGGUCAAACAGUGUCAGGGAAAAUAUGAAUAAAAUUUAGAAUUUACACUACUCAAAACAUAUAUAAAGGAAGAAAUUAAAACCAUGUUUAAUAAGCUUCUCCCAAAAUUUUCUUUAGGAACAGUCUCAGUACAGGGCUCAAUGUUUUUCUAGAACUUGCUGAUGCACUACAGAUUUUCUCUCAGUUUUAUUUUGUUUCAUUUUAGAAAAGUAUUAGAAAUUAAAGUAAUAAUCAGGAAACACCAACAAUUCCAGAGUAGAAAUUCAUAUGUAAAUGUUUAUGUUUGUCAACUAUGAAAUUAAAGCACAGUCUCAAACAGCCUAGGGCUGCAGGGAUCAGUCCUAGGCCUGGUAUAGUUUUAUUUAUGAUUUGAAUUAUAGUCUACAGAGCUUGCAUAUAGAUACUGUGAGUAUCAACUAGGAAAAAAAUAAUUAAAAUGUUUGAGGACAUUUUUUGUAUUGAAAAUUGCUGGAUAAGAGACACUACCUUCAAAGACAUGUUAGAUUCUUCACCUGGAAUAAACUAUCAGCUUUAUAAAUAUUAGGAAAUAUUGCAAAAGUGCUACAGUCAGCAGGAGCUGACAAGCACCUCAGUAGAUCUGGAUCUUCAGAUGGUAGUUCUGUGUUGAUAAUGAAUCAAACCAGUAUGUUGGCAGAAAAGGAUCACAGUGACUUCUUCCCUGAGACAGCUGGAGAAGAUCUUUGCAGACAGGAAUGGUCUAAUAGGAGAAAACUCCUAUUUGGAGUUUUAGGCCUUUUUUUAAUUCCAAAUUUCAGGUAAUGAGAAGUGAACAAUAAGUCAAUACACAGAAGGGAGAAAUAGCGAUUUUCAGAUGUCUAAAAAUUCUUCCCUGAUGAAAAGGCAAGUGUUAUUGAAGUACCCUGACUGAAAGAGAAUGCUGCAAAACUAAAGUUUCUCCUUAAACAUUUAAAACAUUAUGAGCAAGGAAGCCAUUUUUCCUUAAUAUACAUUGUUGAAAGUAAAGGAACCGAUGUUCUUUGCAGCAAGUUAGCAGUAAGGAAUUAACUUCUAAUAUGGAGUGGAAAAUGUUACAGGGAAUGUCAGCACUCUCCAAGAAGCAGAGUGAUUACAUCUCAGAAAUAAAAUGGGUUCUGUUGACUUGAUAGUGGAUGGAGUGCAACAAAAAUUGCUCAUGUCUAGGUAUAGGUCAUUAUCACUGAACUGUUGAUUAAAGAUUAUCUGUGUGGAAAAAGGAGGAAACUUGUAUGCAAUAUACUUGACAUUUCAAUAUAUUUUUGGAACCAUCUUCCAAGUGUUCUUGUUUGGGUUCAGAGCAACAACAGGCGGGAUCAGCAGGCUCUUAGAUAUUUGAAAAUUGUCUGUAGCACAGGGCCAAGGGGUUGUAGUCAAAAACUUAGUGUUUGCAGACAACCAGUUAUCAAAACAGUGCUCCAGGGCUGGUAUUAUUUAGUGUUUUCUGGAACAACCUGGGUGCUGAGGCAGAGUGUGCACUUAGCUAGUGUGGCAAGCACAAAGUGAAGAUGGCUAGACGGGGUCAAAAGAAAUACUUUCAGACAAAAGAGAUGUUAAUAAACUUGAGGCAUGGGCUGACAGAAAUCUUGUGCAGUUUGUUGAAGAGAAGUGCCAAGUUGUGCACAUGAAGGCACUUGCAUGCUACUGCCUCAGCAGAGCCCAGGGAUGGCUGGUCUGACCUGGGCAGGACCUGGACAUUGUGGGGAAUUCCAUAACUGCUCUAUCCUUAAGGAUGAGCUGCUUUGUCCAGAGCAUGACCACGAAUAAAUCCCUGUAAGUGCCUGGGGUUUUCAACUGGAAUUUUUCUGUUUUCCAACCAAGUAUUGCUGUAACAAAAACAGAGCACAGCAGCAGUGUCUGGAGUCACUAACCAAAGGCACAUUGCCAUUUUUCAGAGUUGGUUUCCUGCAGAAACGCAUAGCCCAAGACAAUAUUCAAUAAAUUCCUACAAGGGUGCUCACAUUAGAUUUGCACUUGGAAAACCAUGCCCCAGAGAGAGCAUUUGGACAAGGCAGCACUUCAGCUGCUUUUAAGUGCUUGCAGCCCUGUGAGGGUUGGCAGAGUUCAGCUGAAAAACGUGCGGCCCAGCCCAGCUCUGCAUGAGCCCAGGCAACAAGAGGGGCUCAGCUACUCAUUCUCAGCUGUGCAAAAAAUGUGGUGCUUACAAUUCUUCCUGGAAUCAUCUUUCUAGCUUAACCAAGGGACUGUGCAUCGUGAGACCUGUGCUGCUUCAGUCAAAACGCCAGUUUAGGAAGAAGAGAAAGGAUUGAGAGAAGCAAAGCUCCUGAGCAUCCGUGCGAGCUGGGGCUGCUGAGUAGCUGGUUUGCUGCUUACUGUGUCUGUGCCAGAAUGCAGGAGUAGAUUUGCCUGGGUGCUGCUGGGCUCAGAGCUCCAAGGCCGCCCUGGAGCACUUGUUAGAUAGAGCACUCUGGUGCUUUCCUCAGAGAAGCCAGGAAUGCUGUGGCCAUGGCCAGAAUUUGCUCAAUGUUGUUGUCCUUGCCCCCCCGUACAGGUUAUUGACCCUGUUCCUUCUCUCCUAUAUCUUGUGAAGAACUGGGUAUUUCAUUAAAUUCCCAACACCCCAAACCUCAUCUAGGAGUUCCUGCAGCCUUUUUUUCCUGGAGCUAUUAAGCUGUACCAGCUGUUCCAGCUGUUCACUGAGCCUGCAAGGCCUCAGCUCGUGCAUGGAGUGAUGGGGGUGAGGCCCGUGCAGAGACUCAGACAGCAUGCCCACAAGACAAUUUUUGGAAGAUUUUGCCUCUCUGUGGAUCAUCUGAUCUGUAAGCCACUCUGUGUGAAUGGCAAACUGCAUCUCAAAGGUCAGCCUAAGGUGCUGGGCCAUGACAGAGGUCUUUUCUUGAUUUAUCAAUCCCUGUGUAUUUUCUGAAUUUGGCAGCAAGAAGGAAGUUGGAAAGAGCCCAAACCAGGGCUAAAGCCCAAACUCUUAUCUCUGACCAGCUGCAGUGGUUAAAUAAAGAGAUGAGAAUGGGUCUCUCCACCUCUGACUGACUGAAUUAGCAGGGAAAGGCAGGGAAAAUACUAAAUUAGUUAUCAGUGUAGCAGUCACUAAACAAAAUUUGUGGCAUUUGCUACUUUUGCUUGGACAGCAUAAAGCAUUUCUGCACUUAUGCUGCUGCCAGAAGAUUCCAUCCAAAUGGUAAAUCCACACAUGCAAAUAUUGACUUUUGUGCCUCAGUCUCAAAAUCAGAGCUUUCUGUGCUUAAAAAAUUUCUUACCAAAGUGACGUGGGCUGCUCUAUUUUAGUAAGCACAGCUUUCUAGCACGGCUGAACUGAAGGUGUGCUGUGUGGGCACGGGGAUGCAGAGAACAAAGACCACUGGGGUAGAUUCAGUAGCUCAAGGACUGCCAGAGAGGUGAGAUCUUGUGCAGUUUACAGCCCUUUGUGGAGGCAGGUCCUGGCUGAUCCCAUCUCCAUGCUCUAGCAGUUGAGUACUCUCCAUCCAGGUUCUUUAAGAUAUUACAUGAGGAGGCUUUGAUGUUUAAUUUUAAAUUUUCGUAAUGAGCAUAUUUAGUGUUAGAUUGUAUUUUUAAUUAGCAGAAGGAUACAUUACUGAAAUUGCAGCCAAGCAUAACAAAGCAUUUCCAAAGAACAGUUGAAUCACAGUAGAAACGAAAUUCUCAUUACACGUCCAAAUAUGCCCAAUAUCAAUGCUGCCCCCUGCCCAGUCCCUGGGGGGAAUAGGUUGGUUGAAAUCAUCUCGAGUGUGUUGCUAUCUCCAAACUCUUCUAUUUGUUCUCCAGUUUUUACCAGUUGCUGAUCCAUGUGUACACGGCCCGUCCCCCCCAGCCCUCAUUUUCAUCUGCCUUGCUCAGGAAGAAGUCAGUUUUUGUUGAUCAUCUGAGGAAAUCUGAUGAUUCACUGGUGCAGCUCUCUUGUGUAAAACCAUGGUAACCCCUCCGUCUCCCUGAUGUCGAAAUAAGCACAGAUUUCUUCCCAGUGCCUCACUCCUCCAGCUCGUGGGGGUUCUGCCUUUCUCCUCUCUUGUGGUAACAGGCUGGUCCAGCAGAAGUGCCCAGGUUUGCAGUGCAAGGGAAGGAUUUAUUUAUUCCCUCCAGAUGGGAUCUGUGUUUCCAGCAUGGCAGAUGACAGGGGCAUGAAGGCAGUGCAAAGCAGGAUCUGCACAGCCUGGCUCCUUCAGAGGGCUUGGUGCCUUUCCAUUCCUCCUUGGAGAGUGACACAGAACAUUUCAAAGGGGGAAGGAGGCACCAGCUGGCAAUGGGUGGAAAAUAAGGAAUACAAAAAAAUUAUACAAUACUUACCCUAAAUACAAAACUAUUAGUUUGAAAGUACAAACAUAUUUCCAGAAUUUUAUUCAUAUAUAUUCUUAAAAUAUAAUGUCUGGCAAUAUUUUUCUUGACUAAUGUUGACCUAAAUUCAAAGUGACAUGCAAUGAAUUAUUUUUUUAAACUUUAACACUAUGAAAGAGUACAUAGAAAUUACAUUUUCCUUCAAUACAUAAAAGCACAAGAGAAGAACAACAUCAUUUUGAGAUCAGAUUUUCAGCUGAAUCAGCUCAGGAUGUUUUUACAUGAUGACAUUUGGAACAUCCUAAGACCACUCCUGACUUUCACAGAAGAUAAUUCAGAAUAUCAGUAUUGAUAUACAUACACACACACAUAAACACACACACACACACACACACACACACACAAAGAUUAAAUAGAAAAGCCUAAUCUCUAGUAAAAAGCAGAGUAAUUUCUUUAUUAAUCAAGGAGCAGAAAUUUCAGUCUAUAGUUAUAGUAAAAGUAAUUUUGCAAAAAAAUUAAAGUCCAAAAAAUCACCACACUGCAGUAACUCAAAAUGAGCAAAAUUAACAGAAGUCACAAACUAAUAUAACUUUAAUAAUACGAAAAAGUUUCUAUUUCACCUUCGGGUUAAUAUGUGAUUACAGACAAAACGUUGCUGAUGUAAAAUUGGAAUAGUUAAAAAUGGGAGGUAAAGAUCAAAAUAAAGAAACGAAUAAAAUUAAAUAUUGGAAAAUUGGAAAAAUUAUUUAAAGCUGUUAAGCGAUCACAGAUCAUUACAAAUCCUGAAGCAACAUUUAUAGCACUUUGAAUAAAAAUUAACCUGAAGUAUUAAUGAUCAACAGCAUGAAAAUAAUGAAAAUGUGAACUAAUUCACACCAACCCCUGCCAGUGCAAAUAGAUAUAAUACGUGCAUAUAUGCAAAUGGGUUAUACAAAUCUGGGGGGGAAGCUUUCCAACUGUAUGAACACGCGCAUGGCCGGAAAUCUUUUCCUGGAGGUUUGUUCAUUGCUGCACUUGCCAGACUUUACAGCCCCCCAAACAGCCAACAGCGAGCGGUGUUCCGUCAUCGGUGACGCAACAGGGAAAUGGCGGGAACCCCGCCCCGCCUCUGUGAAGUUUUCAACCAGGUCGGACGGAACCCCAUAAAAACCGCGGCGCGGGCGGCGCUGCAUCAGACCAGCGGUGUCGGCAGUCCUGGUGGCAGCGGCGGCGGCGGCAGCAGCAGAAGUUCCAUAAUGUCUGGCAGGGGCAAGGGCGGCAAGGGGCUCGGCAAGGGCGGCGCCAAGCGGCACCGCAAGGUGCUGCGCGACAACAUCCAGGGCAUCACCAAGCCGGCCAUCCGCCGCCUGGCUCGGCGCGGCGGCGUCAAGCGCAUCUCGGGGCUCAUCUACGAGGAGACGCGCGGCGUGCUCAAGGUCUUCCUGGAGAACGUCAUCCGCGACGCCGUCACCUACACGGAGCACGCCAAGAGGAAGACGGUCACGGCCAUGGACGUGGUCUACGCCCUCAAGCGCCAGGGCCGCACUCUCUACGGCUUCGGCGGCUAAAGCCUCGCCUGCCUGCAGCACCACCGCCACAAAAUCACAAAGGCUCUUUUAAGAGCCGCACA
This is a messenger RNA of Passer domesticus (house sparrow), 7079 nucleotides long. RefSeq names its product histone H4-like. The record is from RefSeq and is a predicted model, not a curated record. Gene Ontology annotation, biological process: nucleosome assembly. Bases 6556 to 7017 code for a protein of 153 amino acids. The transcript has 3 exons. Lineage: Eukaryota; Metazoa; Chordata; Aves; Passeriformes; Passeridae. Gene Ontology annotation, molecular function: structural constituent of chromatin; protein heterodimerization activity; DNA binding. Gene Ontology annotation, cellular component: nucleosome.